UCUUCCCCCAAGGUCCCCGGUCCCAACCCAAGUCCAGAAACCCACCACCGCCGCCGCCGCCCACCGCCACCAGCACCGCACCGCACUGCACCAACCACCGCCCUUCUCCCCCAGAUCUACCUAGCCAGCCCGUCCCCCGCCUACGUAUUGCCUCUCAACUCCUGCCAACACCUCAGCCAGGCCCUCUCUCCCUCACCCGCUGCGCACGACCCGAUCCAGAUCGAGCCGCAGCUCCGGUGCCCUCCUCGCCGGCGGCCAGGUUUCCGCUGUCGCCCGGGCCGCGGCCCGCUGCCCGUCCUCCCUCUUCGCCGCCGGCCUCUUCCACCCAAGCCCCUCCGCGGUUCCUCCCCGACGAACCAGCCUCGAUGGAUGGCAGCGCCGCGGUGGAGCUCGCCGGCGCCUAGGACUGCACCCCUGCCUACACGAGCUGCAGCUCGUAGCUGCUGCCGGCGACCACGUUCCCGAGCUCCUGCUGCCGGCCUCAACUCCGUGUUGCUGAUGCCAACCAUCUCCAGCUCAAGCUGCUGCCGGAUAUCGAGUUGCUAUGGUGUUAGAGAGCUGUCCUUGUCUGCACCCAAUUACUUGACUGAAGUCGCUGAACUGAAAUGUUCAAUACUUGCCGAAACCUUAGACGGAGAAGGGGAUGUCUCGGACAGAUUGGUGGGCAAGAGCUGCACGCUCUCUGGUCAAGGAGCACCUUAUUCUGCUCUGUCAACCGCUGUCAUCGUGAAGGGUCAUGUUCCUGUUUUGAUGCCUCUUUUGUGCACCUAGGAUUAUGUUCUUGUGUACAUUUGUAGCUGAAACUUUUAUCAGGCACAGCAAGUUAAUUUGGUCUCGUUUCACGUGGCAGGGCAGAUGGCGGCUGCGCCCAAGCAUGUGAUGUUGGAGCUGGCGUCGUUGUAGGCAUAGAGAUGUGAUUCGCUGAGCUGCUGCUGCUGGUGUCCACUACGACCUGCUGCCCUUGCCUUACUAGAUUUAGAUGUGCGCCUUGGCGCACGAUCCCGUAAAGUUCGUGACAAUAUUCAUUUUAUAUAAGGGUGAUAAAAAUAGCUGCAUUAUUCUUAGGUUUACUGGAAUCAAUUAAGAUAAAAAUCUUCAUAACUCCUGAUCUCGUACUCUUAGUUAGUGGAAGCAAUAUAUUUUAUUAUUAUGAUGUAAACUGGAUUAUUUUUUAAUCUCGGUGAAUGUAAGACUCAAUUAUUUGUUUCCUAGUUACAUAGUUUCAGUCGGACAUUUUUAUUGUAGUGAAAAGGGAUAGAACAUAAGCAUGUG
This is a messenger RNA of Lolium perenne, 1272 nucleotides long. NCBI's taxonomy places the organism in Eukaryota, Viridiplantae, Streptophyta, Magnoliopsida, Poales, Poaceae. The record is from RefSeq and is a predicted model, not a curated record.